AUGUGGUUGUCAAUAUUGACAUUUUAUCUGUUCACAAUAUUUGUGGAAGGCCAAGAAGACUGGCGGAUGGUCAAUAUUACUCAGGGCCCUGUGAGAGGUCACAGGGAUCCAGGCGGAGAUCUUUAUUUAUUUUACAAUAUUCCAUAUGCUACUGCACCUACGGGGAUUGACAGAUUUAAGGCCCCUCUUCCUCCUCCUGUAUGGAUGUCACCGCUUGACGCUGUAAAUAGAAACAUCCGCUGUCCGCAACCCAACGUUCGUGAGCACACUCAGGAAGAUUGCCUGGUAGUCAAUCUUUUUGUUCCUGAUACUAUAGACACUAAUCUGCCUGUCCUGGUGUUUGUCCAUGGAGGAGCUUUCCAACAUGGUCACGGCCUUUCUGAUCAAUAUCGAGAAUUAGUGCGGACCAAGAAAUUAAUAGCAGUUUCGUUUAAUUAUAGAAUAGGUGUCCAUGGAUUUCUAUGUCUUGGCACUGAAGGUGCUCCUGGUAACGCAGGAAUUAAGGAUCAGGUAGCAUUACUCCGUUGGUUGAACGUAAAUAUUGCUAGGUUUGGAGGGAAUCCAAGUGAUGUCACGUUAAUCGCCUGCAGUGCAGGAUCAGGCUCGGUAGAUGUUUUAACACUUUCUAGCGCUACGACAGGCCUGUUCCAGAAAGCCAUCAUGGAGAGCGGCAGCAGUACAGGAGCUGUUGGUGUAAUAAUUGAUCCCAUCCAAAACGCUAAGAAUUAUGCAAAGGUGCUGAAUUUUGAUAAUGUCGAUGAUUUGGAAAAGCUAGAAGAAUUUUAUAGAACUGCCCCGUUUCAACUGUUAACUUCACGAGUUGAUGAAAUUGUAGACAAUAAGGAUAAUACGGUUAGAUUUGCUCCCUGUGUGGAACGAGAUAUGGGCCAGGAACGAGUUAUUACGGACGCACCAAUGAAUGUCAUCAACCGUGGUAAUUACACCAAGAUUCCUUUGUUAUACGGAUUUACUAACAUGGAAGGGGCAAUGAGACUACGCUACUUUAAUACCUGGAAAGAUAAAAUGAAUCAAAAAUUCUCAGAUUUCUUACCAGCAGAAUUGCAUUUUGAUAACGACGAGGAGAAAGAACAAGUUGCCCUCAGAGUCAAACAAUUUUAUUUUGGAGAUAGCGACGUGAGUGAAGACACCAUGGAGCAAUUUCUUCUGUACUUUACUGAUGUGUUAUUUGCGUAUCCAAUGUUGAAAUCUUUGUCAGCUCGAGUAGAAGCUCUUGGUGACACAAUUUAUUUGUACGAAUACUCAUUUGUGGAUGACGACUCACCAAGUUUUCCACACACUGAUGUUCGCGGAGCUCAACAUUGCUUCCAAUCAAUGGCGGUUAGCGACCAAGACCUUUCUGGUAGAACGGAAGAAUACAAGCGAAUGGUGCAGCUCGUCAGAGAAUACACACUCAAUUUUGUUUUGACUGGUUCUCCGUACUCAAGUGAUGCUCGUUUUCCGUUAUGGCCUCCAACAAGCGCAAAAAGGUCUCCUUACAUGUCGAUAGGUCCUGUCAUAGAACUAAGGGACGAUAUUUUGGGAGACAGGGCAGCAUUGUGGGACUCCAUCUACGAGGAACACUACCGAGGUCCACUAGUGCCUGGUAGUUAUACUGGCGGCUCCCCUCCCUCCACCAGUAUGGUUGACCCCGCUUAUAGCUGA
Molecule: messenger RNA, 1662 nt
Organism: Spodoptera litura
Lineage: Eukaryota; Metazoa; Arthropoda; Insecta; Lepidoptera; Noctuidae
Source: RefSeq, a predicted model, not a curated record